CCAAAACAGUCGAGCUGUCACUGACUUGAAUUGAAGAAAAUUGUUCAUGGACAAAGCAAGAAAUUAAAAACAUUGAACAUUUUCGUGCAAAAUGUAAUUUGUUUUAAUCGAUUUUUCGGAAUACCAUUGAUAAAAUCGAAUGGCAGUGUUUUAGUCGUGUGGUAAUUUGUCGUGUUUGCACUGAGACAAAGCCAAAGAAAUUGGAACAAACGUCAAAAAAAGUUAAAAAAAAAACAUCAAAGAAAAAAUAACAAUCGAAAAAACAAAAAACAAAAAAAAACAAUGAAUUCAAAUGUGAAGCAAAUCAUUUCGCUGUUGUUGGUGUUGACGAUUCGUCAAGUGUGUGCGAGUGAUAUAACGUCACAGGCAUUCGGUACGAUAAGUGACACAAUUAUAUCAGCAUUUGGUGAUUUCAAUUCGGAUGAAUUGACCGAUGUAUUUGUUCGUUCAACGGAUGGUCGUGUGCUUGAAAUAUUGCUAGCCUCCGAUCAAGAGCCACUGUUGCGUCGUUCAACGUCGACCACAUGUACAUUCAAAGAUUUGAGCAUAACAAGCAUUGUGCCUGGUGAUUUUGACGGUGAUGCCUAUAUGGAUCUAUUGAUAACAUCAAGACCAAAACAAAAACCAAACACAACCGUCGAUCCAAAUGUGCUUGAUGUGUACAUGAAUUGGGGCGGUUCCGAUGUAUUAAAUUGCACCGAUGAAAGUGCGGGACCAUUAUUUCAAAUGAUUGGCGAACCAAUGGCCUUGGAUUAUAACAAUGACAUGAUUAUCGAUUUAUUUGGAUUGAAUGAAAAUGGACAUCGUGUAUUUUGGUUGUUCAAUAAAACACGUCAAUCACCGGAAGAAAUUCCAAUGAUCGCACCCGAUGGAAAAAAUCUACCAAAACUUUUGGUACCACAUUCUCAUGCAUAUUUAGAUCUGAACAAUGACUUUCGGGCUGAUCUAUUUUUGGCAACCGAAAAUGGUUUUGAAAUUUGGCAUGGCACGGGCAAUGAAGGUUUUACCUAUACUGAAGAACGACGACCGUCUGGCAUUCGUAACACCGUUUAUGGACAAUCGAUUUUCUUGGACAUUGAACUUAAUGGGAACAUUGCACAAGUGCUGCCAAUUUGUUUUGAUAAAUCAUGCCAUAAUUCGGCCAUUCUUGCCUAUGUCAAUGGCGACUAUUUCAAUUUGGAAAUCGAUUUUAAAGAUGACAAAAAUCAAGUGUGGCAAUUUAUCACACCAGAUCCAACACAAAAGAGUAUUUAUCAAGAUACGAUUACAUUGCGCGGUGGUGAUUUCAAUUUGGACGGCUAUCCAGAUAUGUUGGUUACGCUGCAAAACAUGGCAGACGGGAAACAAAUUCAAACAUUUUUAAUGGAGAACAUUAAGUGCAUCCAUUGUGAUGAUAAGCCACUCACACGAUCAUUUGCCAUUAAAUGGACGGCAUUUUCACCGUAUUCCAAUGGAACGGUUGUUGGGGCAUUCUAUGAUUUCUAUCAGGAUGGUAUUCUCGAUGUGAUAUUUGUAAAACAACAAGCAAAUGGAACCUCUCACCCGGUUGCAUUCCGUAACACACUCGAUUAUGAUGCGAAUUUUGUAAAAGUAAUGGUACUCACUGGUCUUACCAAUCAAAAUACACCCACAAAACAUACACCAUUGGGCCGCAACAGACGAACAUAUGGUUCAAACUUGCCUGGUCCGCGAAUUGCAUACAGUACAACACGACCGGAUGGUGCCUUACAAGCGAGCACAUCAGCUCAAAUACCUCAAUCGGGAUACUUUGCACUUCAGUUGCCUUAUACAGUGUUGGGGUUGGGGCGAACAGCCAAUUUUGUUGAUUCUCUGUCGGUCGGUUUGUCGGGCCGUCAUCGAACUUGGACACUUAUCAUACCAAAUUCACAAAUGGUCGUUGUACCGCUACCAAUUACCAAACCAAGUCGAUGGAAAGCACAGCUAUUCAUCACACCGAGCAAAUUGAUUUGGAUGAGUGUCAUCUCGUUAGGAGCAACGUGUGCCGUAAUUACACUGAUUAUUUUAGUAUUGCAUAUCAAGGAACGGCGACAAGACCGAUUGGAGAAACUCCAAGAGAAUCAACCACUUCAUUUUGACGCAAUGUAGCUAAUCGCCCCGCACACUUACCAUUGUGAUGAUUCUUAAUUGUAACAUUAAAAUGAAUUUCAUAUAAAUCGAUAAUAAAAUCUCAAAAUUCAAAUGUCACUAGUUUUAAGUAUGUAAGAAAUAUAUAUUUAUUCAUA
Messenger RNA from Contarinia nasturtii (swede midge), 2243 nucleotides. RefSeq names its product T-cell immunomodulatory protein. The coding region runs from base 283 to 2106 and encodes 607 amino acids. Gene Ontology annotation, cellular component: plasma membrane. The transcript is spliced from 3 exons. The record is from RefSeq and is a predicted model, not a curated record. Lineage: Eukaryota; Metazoa; Arthropoda; Insecta; Diptera; Cecidomyiidae.